Molecule: messenger RNA, 2697 nt
Organism: Megalobrama amblycephala (Wuchang bream)
Lineage: Eukaryota; Metazoa; Chordata; Actinopteri; Cypriniformes; Xenocyprididae
Gene: gdap1l1
Product: ganglioside induced differentiation associated protein 1-like 1
Exons: 7
Coding region: 339-1496 (385 amino acids)
Source: RefSeq, a predicted model, not a curated record
AUUAUUUUUUUUUUUACAUGUCAGAGUCACUAAAUCUUUUUGUAGAAAAUGGCAAGCGUUUUUCAAAUAGGCUAACCAGCAUUAAAAAAACACAAUUUUUCCUUUAUGCAUAUUGAACUAGAUGCUUAUUUUGCAUUAACCCUUCUACACAUUUUUCGAGGACAAUCAGAGAGUAAACGAGCAGGUCGAAAGUGCGGCUGAGGAUGUCGUGUCGAUGAUGCCCCUGUUCGUGGUGCUGAAAUCUCCAUGCGCUCGUCCUCCCUCCAUCUCUCCCCUCCCUCCUGCCCUCUCUCUCCCUCUCUCUCUGCUCCUCUCUCACACGCACAGAAUCCUCUGUCAUGGCGUCUUCCAACAAUGUUACUCCCACCAACUGUAGCUGGUGGCCCAUAUCAGCCAUGGACGAAGAUGGCAAAAUCACAGACGGAGAGGAGAGUCACGAGCCCACGAUAGAACACAAGCCAUACUCCAAAGACAGGCUCGUUCUGUAUCACUGGACUCAGUCCUUCAGCUCUCAGAAGGUGCGUCUGGUGAUCAAUGAGAAAGGGUUGCUGUGUGAAGAACGGGAUGUCAGUCUGCCUCUCACUGAGCACAAGGAGCCUUGGUUCAUGAGGCUCAACCUAGGGGAGGAAGUGCCAGUUUUCAUCCACGGAGACACUAUCGUCAGUGACUACAACCAAAUCAUUGAUUAUAUAGAGACCAACUUUGUCGGAGACACAGUAGCCCAGCUGAUUCCGGAUGAAGGCACUCCAUUGUAUGCAAGGGUACAGCAGUACCGUGAGCUGCUGGACGGACUGCCCAUGGAUGCUUACACACAUGGAUGCAUCCUGCAUCCUGAACUCACAAUUGACUCCAUGAUCCCAAAGUACGCCACUGCUGAAAUACGUAGACAUUUGGCCAAUGCAGCAUCUGAACUGAUGAAGUUGGACCAUGAGGAACCCCAACUGACAGAGCCAUACCUCUCCAAGCAGAAAAAGCUCAUGGCAAAAAUCUUGGACCACGACAAUGUGAACUACCUGAAAAAAAUUCUUGGAGAGUUGGGAAUGGUACUAGACCAAGUAGAGGCAGAGCUGGAAAAAAGAAAACUGGAAUAUCAAGGUCAAAAAUGUGAAUUGUGGCUUUGUGGACCUACUUUUACACUAGCUGAUAUUUGUCUUGGAGCCACAUUGCACAGGCUCAAGUUCUUGGGACUCUCAAGGAAAUACUGGGAGGACGGGAGCCGGCCGAACCUGCAGUCGUUUUUUGAGCGGGUGCAGAAGCGCUACGCUUUCCGCAAGGUGUUGGGGGACAUCCACACGACCCUGCUCUCUGCGGUUCUACCCAAUGCAUUCCGAAUGUCUUUCUUCAAAUCUCCCUCUUACUCACUCUCUCUCCUCCCCCAUCAUGAGUGGACACGCCCCCUACUGCUGAUUGGCUACAAGUGUGUUGUGGUGCUCGGUCCGAUCCACUUUCAACAGCGUUUCUCAGAAAUCGCUUACUGCACCUUUAAAGUACCCUGAAUUCUUAAUUAAGCAUCUUUUUUUGUAUUAUCGGCCACUGACAGGUUUCCAAACACUUUGCACUUAAAAGACUCAAAAUUUUGAGACUAUUCUGCCAAACUUGUCAGCAUUGUCAUUCACUUUUUAGUGCAGAUCACGGCACAUUUACGCCAUUCAUUAGCAGAAUCCAACACAUCGCAAUUUUCAGUGCUAGCAAACAUUUCACAGACCCAAAUUUACAGAAUAUUACACAUCUUACCAAGAAUGCAAAAACAGAAAACACUAAAGAGAACAGAAUGUGUUCCUCAUAUAAGACUGCCAAUCUAAGCAUUUUCUUUCCUAUGUAAUUUUUUUUUUUUUUUUAAUUAUCACUAGCAAAAGUCUACUAAACCACAGGAUGAGUAAAGUUUGUGUCUUGAAAUGUAGGUGGUGUAGAAAUGUGAAUGUGAAAUGCCAGUUCUGAGUGUAAAAGAUACUGGGACAUUUGGUAUGAAAACACAAACACUGUUAUAUUCAGUAGAAAAACUAGGCUUAUAAUAAAAAUCAAAUGGUCAUUUAAACUAGUAGGUUAUAUCUAUUUUUAAGCAUGCAACUGUUUGAUGCAAUGGGUUUAUAACCAAAGACAAUGACAGUUUUUCUUUCUUUGUAAGUUUUCAGUAAUGUUCAGAAAAAAAGAAGAGUUUGUGUACAUUCUUCUUAAGUCAAUUUAAUUUGACUUACAAAAAACUGUGAAACACCAUUAAAUGUUUGCCAGCAAACACAAUAAUAUAACGGAAUUAUAUACAUUAUAUGAGAGUUCUGUAUCGCCUCACACACAAGCCAUAUACAACUGUGCAGAUGUAUUAAUACUCUAUUAUUAUUUCAUUUUAUGUACUGCUGUUAGUCAUUUUCAAUACUAUAACUACAACAAAUGUACAGUACGUCUGAGAAUAUCUCAACACCUCGAAUCUCACAUAGAAAUACACUUAAUCUGGAAUGUUUGAUAUAAAUUGCCAUAAGUGGCGAUCCCUACUCUAAAAUGGAAUGACUGGAAGUUAAAUUAUUGAAAAAUAUAUUGAUGUCUGUGGUCAUUAGACUUCACAAUAAAUUAUUUUAUUUUGUAAUUUUUAUUUUUAUAUUUUUAAAAUAUGCAUUUAUUUACAGUGCUUUCUAAGAUGUUUGUUCAUGAGCCUUAAUUUGUUCAGUUGCCAUCGAUUUCAAUAAAUGAAAAUGCUUACCUUAA